GUAAUAAAAAUGGCGCUGUUGAGCAGUUUACGAUAAACAUACGUUUGCAGUGUGUACUUUAUUGAUGUAAUUAUUUUGUUGUGAUUUAUAGUAAAUUGUAUUAUUAGGAAGUGAUACCAUAUCGUGGACUAAUGAGUUUAUUGACCGAUGUCUGCCGUGGCUCCCAAUAUCCCCGGGGCUGACCCAGCAAAGGAUAUACAAAAGCGCCGUGCUGGCAGUAUUGGAUCCGAUGAAGACGACGCAAGUGGGGGGAAGUACACAAGGAUGGAGGAGGACAAUAUUCAAGACAAAGAGAGGUUUGCAAGCCGCGAGAACCACUGUGAGAUUGAACGACGGCGAAGAAACAAGAUGACGGCGUACAUAACAGAGUUGUCGGAUAUGGUGCCAACAUGCUCCGCGCUGGCACGCAAGCCCGACAAGCUCACCAUACUGCGUAUGGCAGUAGCUCAUAUGAAAGCAUUGAGAGGCACGGGCAAUACUUCCACGGAUGGCACAUACAAGCCAUCGUUUUUGACUGACCAAGAACUCAAGCAUUUAAUCCUUGAAGCGGCAGACGGAUUCCUGUUCGUUGUUAGUUGUGAUUCUGGUCGCGUCAUUUACGUCAGCGACAGUAUAGCUCCAGUACUUAAUUAUUCUCAGGGAGAAUGGUAUUCCUCAUCUUUUUAUGACCAUGUGCAUCCAGAGGAUACCGAGAAGGUUCGAGAGCAGUUGAGCACUCAGGAACCACAAAAUACAGGACGCAUUUUAGAUCUGAAAACCGGAACGGUGAAGAAAGAAGGACAUCAAUCGUCCAUGCGGCAGGUGAUGGGCUCGCGGCGCGGCUUCAUCUGCCGCAUGCGCGUGGGCGGCUCGGCCGAGGGCGCGCACCUCGGCCGCCUGCGCGCGCGCAACUCGCUGGGGCCCUCGCACGACGGACACAACUACGCGGUCGUCCACUGCACCGGCUACAUCAAGAACUGGCCGCCUACAGACUUGUUUCCAGGCAUGCAGAUGGACCGGCCGGUCGACGACGAGCUGCACGCGUCUCAUUGUUGCCUCGUGGCCAUCGGACGACUACAGGUGACUUCGACCCCGAACGCGGCCGAGGGUAGCCUAUGCAGCGGUGGGGUGGAGUUCGUGUCGCGGCACGCGGUCGACGGCCGGUUCACGUUCGCGGACCAGCGCGCGGCGCAGGUGCUUGGCUACGCGCCCGCCGACCUGCUCGGCAAACUAUGCUACGAGUUCUACCACCCGGAGGACCAACAGCAUAUGAGGGACAACUUCGAUCAAGUAUUAAAAUUGAAAGGCCAGAUCAUAUCCCUCAUGUACCGGUUUCGUACCAAAACCAGGGAUUGGAUAUGGCUGAGGACGUCAGCCUUCGCCUUUUUGAAUCCGUACAACGACGAUGUUGAAUAUAUUGUCUGCACAAACACGCUAGCAAACCGGUCGCUGGGCAGCGCGAGCGGCGAGGCGCCGCCGGAGGAGAACUACGACUACCACUUGCGGCACCGCGACGUGUACCAGGCCGCGCAGCCCGUGCUGCACCAGCAACACCAUGCACCGCCUGCCGGCAGCGUGGGUAUGGGCGCGGCGGGCGCGCGGUCGCCGGGCGCGGCGCCGGCGGCGGGCGCGGGCUACGCGCCGCACUACGCGCCCGACUACUCGCCGCACCGCGUCGCCAACACGCCGCCCGUCACCACCUGGACCACGCUCCGACCCAGCGGCGGCGCCGGCGGCGAGAGCUACGCGUACAGCGGCGAGGCGCCCGCGACGGGCCCCGCGCCCGCGGCCGACGGCUCGCCCGCGCGCUCCCCGCCCGCGCCCGCCUACCUGCCGCCCGCGCACUACCACCACAACCACCACCCGCACCCGGCGCACGGUCAGUAUACACGUACAGCGGCCGACAGCUCGCCCGCGCACUACCACCACAACCACCACCCGCACCCGGCGCACGGUAUGUGGUCGUGGCAGGGCGGCGGUGCGGGCGCGCCGGGCACGGGUGAGAGCGCGGCGCCGCACGAGCUGUCGGACAUGCUGCAGAUCCUCGACCAGAGCGGCGGCGCCGCCUUUGAGGACCUCAACAUCAACAUGUUCAACUCCAACUUCGAAUAGCGCCACGGUUCCCAAGGUUGCCGCCCCGCUUGGUCGCGCGACGCUGCCCCUGUUCGAUCCCUGAUCGACCGUACUGCCGGAGACAACUGAACUAUCGAUGGCGCACGAAUUCGAAAGACGUGUCGCAGAUUUACUAGAGGACGCGGCUUCCGGUGACUCAUAGUCAAUCAUCGACCGCGGUUGACAUCAGUCCAGCGUCUGUUAGUUUCGGUUGCCUGCGGUAGCACGAGACCCGAGCGCUUCCCGCGUCCGCGACUUAGCGUGUUGAUAAUUUAUCUAGAGCUUUAUCGCGGGAUGAUAUAGCUUUCAACAAAUGGCAACCUACUGUACAAAUCAUGUACCUUACUUUGUAAAAAAAACAAAUUCACUAUACUCUUCUUUGACGCUAUUUUAUAUUUGCGAAUAAGAUUGUGGAGACUAAUUAGGUAUUGUGUUAUCGACUUAUUGAUUGAUGGGCUAAAAGGUAGAGCGAUGGAUCGGCAGCUAGUUACUUAGCAUACGUAUAUAUUUUUAUGUAAUAAAGUAAAUAAAUAAAAACAUAGGUUAAGGAUAGACAUUUAUAUGAUAGCAAUACGAUGAACCUUUUUUCUUAUGCAUUUUAGACAUUUAAUUUUUAAGAAC
Molecule: messenger RNA, 2712 nt
Organism: Cydia amplana
Lineage: Eukaryota; Metazoa; Arthropoda; Insecta; Lepidoptera; Tortricidae
Gene: tgo
Product: aryl hydrocarbon receptor nuclear translocator homolog
Exons: 14
Coding region: 148-2091 (647 amino acids)
Biological process (GO): regulation of transcription by RNA polymerase II
Cellular component (GO): transcription regulator complex; aryl hydrocarbon receptor complex; nucleus
Molecular function (GO): protein dimerization activity; RNA polymerase II cis-regulatory region sequence-specific DNA binding; DNA-binding transcription factor activity, RNA polymerase II-specific
Source: RefSeq, a predicted model, not a curated record